AUUAUUCAUAUAGAUUAUUCGUAUUAGUAAUUAAACCAGUGACGAUCUGCGCUUUGACCUAACCACCUGCAUUUUCAAGACAGCUUUAUUUACUAUCAGAAAUAUAGUUGUACCUAGGUAAACUAGAACCUACAUUUUGUGUGGCCUAAAAACGGCAGGGACCGCUUAAGAACCAAUAAUCCAGACCAUAUUAAUUAUUACAUACAAUUUGAGAGAGAGACCAUAAACAAAUAAAUAUGGUGACAUUUGAGAACUAUUUACGUGUAGUAAAUCAAAAAAACUGGAAAGCAAGAUUAUAUUCGAUUAUUUUAAUGAUGUUCAUGCUCAUAUUUUAUUGCUUGAAGUCAUAUACUCGAAUUUCACACGAAUCUGAUAUUAAACAUGUCGGGCGUGUUCUAUUAUCAAGUAUCAAUAAAACAAAAAGUCAAAGAGAAAAAUCGUUUUUUGAAGAGAUUUUUAUUUUUGAGGAACGCACUUUCACUAUAUUGUGUACUUCUGUUGUUGCUUUAUACUUAUUUUUAUUUUUGGGAGUAGUAUGCAAUCGUUAUUUGGUACCAAGCAUUCAUAUAAUUUCUCACAGGAUGAAGUUGAGUGAAGAUGUUGCAGGAGCGUCUGUAAUGGCUGCAGCAGUGGCAUGUCCUGAACUAUUCGUUAAUAUACUAGCUACGUUCUUUACAGAGGGCGAUGUUGGAAUCGGAACUGUAGUCGGCACUGGCUUAUUUAAUGUACUAUUAGUUCCUGGACUUUGUAUAAUUAUGGCAGAUCAAAAGGUCAUACACCUGGAAAACUGGCCCAUCACACGUGAUGUAUCCAUGUAUCUUUUAACUAUAUCAUUAUUAGUUUGGUCAUUAGCUGAUAACAAGGUUUAUGCUUACGAAGCGUUGAUAUUAAUUAUAGUUUACAUGGUAUACCUAUUAAUUCUCUCUUACAGCUCAUAUCUUGAAAAAAUAUUUAAAUAUAUAUCUCAACAAGAGAACAAAGUUUUCGAAGGGUGCAGUGAGAACCAACCGAUUCUUCCUCUAAAUGGAGUUGCAGCAAAUGGAUUUAUAGUGCAAGAGCAUAUUAAUUUGCCCAAAUGGAAGGACAGACUUCGUGAUCAACUAUUAAAUAUCAAAGAAAUACUGGUAUGGCCUAUAGUCUUAAUCUUAAAAGUGACUGUUCCGAGCUGCAAUAGCCAAGAUAGAGUUUUUUGGAUACCAAUUACCAUGUGUAUGUGUAUAUUUUGGAUUGGAUGUGGAUCAUUUAUCAUUGUAGAAUUGAUUACAAUUAUAGGAAAUGAAUUCUCAAUACCUGAUUCAGUUAUGGGCAUUACAUUAUUAGCAAUUGGUAUGAGUGUACCCGAAAUGGUGUCUAGUAUAGCAGUUGCAAGACAAGGACGAGGAACCAUGGCUUUAUGUACCGCACUGAGUUCAUCAACAUUUGAUGUUUUAAUUUGUUUGGGUGUUCCGUGGUUUAUAAAAGCUAUGUGGUUCCACAAAGAAAACUCAAGUGCAUCUAUAAAUGUUCACUCGAGAAGUCUCGACGAUAGUGCGAUAGCUGUGAUGUUAAGUACAAUUGGUUUUAUGCUAUUGAUGUGUGCCAAAUCAUUUGUAUUAACUAAAAGAUCAGGUGGAUUUCUUGUUUUCAUAUGGUUAUUCAUUUGCUCAGCCAUGGUGUACAAUGAGUAUGCAACAAAAUGAGAAUAAUUCGUGUAGCUUGAUUGCUCAAUCAUUUUGCGUGAGUUGAUGAACGAUGACAUGUAAAUGGCCAAUAGUAUACUUGUCUAUGGCUAAUGCCAUCGUUAAAAUGAGCCACGGAAUAUUGAUUUAGGUUCUGAAGACUGAAAUAUCAGGAUCAUUGAGUAUACGUCAAAAGGACGGGCCCGUCUUAUCUUCUAAAAAUACUUGAGACAAUUUUAAUGUCUGGUAUAAUUAGGUACCUAGCAUAAGAUCGUUUACGUUAUUAAAUAAUAUAUAAUAAUGUGCUGUGAUUAGACAUAUUAAUAUAUUAUAGAUACCUACUUGUGUUAAGCAAAAACUAUUGAAAGAAACUUUAAUAAAUAUUAAAUAUAGCCUAUAUGUACCUAAGUUCAUAUUAUAAUGAUUAUAU
Molecule: messenger RNA, 2088 nt
Organism: Acyrthosiphon pisum (pea aphid)
Lineage: Eukaryota; Metazoa; Arthropoda; Insecta; Hemiptera; Aphididae
Product: sodium/potassium/calcium exchanger 4
Exons: 11
Coding region: 237-1679 (480 amino acids)
Biological process (GO): intracellular calcium ion homeostasis; calcium ion transmembrane transport
Cellular component (GO): plasma membrane
Molecular function (GO): calcium, potassium:sodium antiporter activity; calcium channel activity
Source: RefSeq, a predicted model, not a curated record